CCCACCCCUACACUGAUAGGAAAGAGAAUUGUCCAAAGAUUUUCAUCUUCUUCGUAAGCUUCAAUUUUUUUCCCGAGUCAGGCCUACAAAAUCCCAAUUUCGUUGUUGAAAUUUCUUUCAUUUCAAGGUAUUAUUAUUUUGAGGAAGGGAUACGUUGCUUGAAAUCUUUAUCAACGAAAAAAUCAGCAUCGGAAAGAACAAACACCGAGAAAUUCUAUUCUUUUCUUUGCACAAAACAAAUCGAGGCGUAAAUGUCAAUCGCAACGGCAAGUCGUUUCGUCUUGCUUCCGAAUCCCAUUCGAUGCUCUGAUUCCAAUUCAAAUUCCAAUCCCAAGCGUGGUUUCGGACCCAACACCAACGACAACAACAAAACCAAUAAAGGCAAGAAAAACAAGGGGUUGGUAAUAGACCAAAGGAAAUCGGCAGCUAGACGUUCCGGAAGCGAGCCUGCUCAAGCGCCUGGUUUAAGGUCUCAGUUUGGUGGGAAAUCUAAGAAUUCUUCGAUAGACGUUGAUUUUGAGGAGCGACUGAAAGCAAUUAAAAGGGCAGCACUUGAGCAGAAAAAGGUAGAAGAGGAAAAGGAAUUUGGAGCAAUUGACUAUGAUGUACCUAUUGAAUCAGAGAAGAAAACAAUUGGACUUGGGACUAAGAUUGGAGUAGGUGUAGCUGUCGCGGUUUUUGGCUUGGUAUUUGCAUUGGGAGACUUUCUUCCCACAGGAAGUAUUGGUCCUUCUGAGGAAGCUGCAGUUGUUGAUAAUCAACUGUCAAAAGAAGAAAAGACUAUUCUUCAGACUCAGCUAAAGGAAUAUGAGGCAACGCUCAGUAAUUCACCGAAAGAUCCAACUGCUCUUGAGGGUGCUGCUGUAACCUUGGCAGAGUUAGGAGAAUAUACUCGGGCUGCCUCUCUGCUUGAGGACUUGACCAAGGAGAAGCCAAGUGAUCCUGAUGUUUUUCUUUUGCUUGGUGAAGUUAAGUACAAACUAAAGGAUUAUGAGGGAAGUGCUGAUGCAUACAAGACUUCUUCAAAAGUGUCUAAAUACCUUGAUUUUGAAGUUCUACGUGGCCGCACAAAUGCAUUACUUGCUGCUAAGAAACCAGAUGAGGCUGUCCAGUUCCUUCUUGCCUCCCGGGAGCGCCUAAGUAAAGAAAAUUCUGAUGCAAAAACUGAAAGCAGUACAGGGGAAACACAGACACAGAAAAUGGACCCUAUUCAAGUUGAUUUACUACUGGGGAAAGCCUAUUCGGAUUGGGGCCAUAUUAGUGAUGCUGUAUCUGUUUAUGAUCAGCUCAUCUCUAGCCACCCUGAAGACUUUCGUGGUUACUUGGCAAAGGGAAUCAUUUUGAAAGAAAAUGGUAAUGUUGGAGAUGCGGAGCGGAUGUUCAUACAAGCACGGUUUUUUGCACCGGAAAAAGCCAAGGCACUAGUAGACCGCUAUUCCAGAAAAUGAAAGCGAUUGCUUCCUCCAAAGAGAGUGGAAUGACAAUUACGGUAAAUUCCUUACGAAAAGAAGCUUCAUACUACUACAGUUUUGACCAUGGAAUUCCAAAUUUCAAGCCUGGUAUAGCAAAAUGAGAAAUGAGUUGAUUAUUACUCGGAAAGUUCAGCUGUCCCUGGAAACUAGGAUAGAGACCAGAAAAUGAAUUUCAAAGAAACAGAAGGUAUAUAUGGAAUAUCGAGAUUCGAGACUAGAACCCAACAUCAUAUGGCAUUUGGCAUUUAAAUUUCAGGGGUGUGUUAAUGAGAAUAUAAAUUCAUUUCUUUUA
This is a messenger RNA of Morus notabilis, 1764 nucleotides long. RefSeq lists its product as uncharacterized. Lineage: Eukaryota; Viridiplantae; Streptophyta; Magnoliopsida; Rosales; Moraceae. The record is from RefSeq and is a predicted model, not a curated record. Gene Ontology annotation, biological process: regulation of DNA-templated transcription. Gene Ontology annotation, cellular component: Cdc73/Paf1 complex. The transcript has 15 exons. Gene Ontology annotation, molecular function: RNA polymerase II complex binding. The coding region runs from base 252 to 1448 and encodes 398 amino acids.